Messenger RNA from Manis pentadactyla (Chinese pangolin), 5891 nucleotides. RefSeq names its product BicC family RNA binding protein 1 (gene BICC1). NCBI's taxonomy places the organism in Eukaryota, Metazoa, Chordata, Mammalia, Pholidota, Manidae. Gene Ontology annotation, molecular function: protein binding; RNA binding. Gene Ontology annotation, cellular component: cytoplasm. The record is from RefSeq and is a predicted model, not a curated record. Bases 319 to 3537 code for a protein of 1072 amino acids. The transcript has 21 exons.
GUGUGAAUGUAAAUAGAAGGGGAAUUGUGUGUGCGCUUCGUGUGCCUUCAGGAGGGUCUCGUGCUUGAACUUGGCGGGUGUCUGAAGAACGUUGAGAGUAUGUGUGUGGGACACGCUAUAUACGUGUUAAGCGCAGAGAAGCGGCAGGAGAGUGUACGUGGUGAGUGUGUGCGCGGAGUGUGUGCGAGCGCCAGGGCCGGGCAGGGCCGGCCGGCCCGCCCGCGCCUCCGCCCGCCGCGGCUCCCCGUGCGCCGGCCGGGCCAAUGAGCGCGCGGCGGCGGGGGCGGCGGGCGGGGAGGGGGCGCCGGGGCCCCGCGGAUGGAGGCGCUGGCGGCGCGGCGCGCUCAUUCCGCGCGGCCGUUGCUGGCGGGGGGCGGCGCAGCCACCGGCCGGGGAUCGCUGCCGGGACCCUGGGCUGCGGGUGGCGUGGGCGGCGCCCGGGGCUGGGAUGCGCCCGGGGCUCCGCGGCGGCGGCGUCGGCGUCGGCGUCGGCGGCUGCUGGGGGACGAGCUAGCGCCGCGGCGCGGGGAGCCAGUGGAGCCCGGCGGGCGAGCGGCGGCGGCGGCGCAGGCAGAGCGGCGGCCGCAGCCGGGGCCCAAGUGCCGCGCGCCCACCAUGGCCGCCCAGGGCGAGCCCGGCUACCUGGCGGCGCAGUCGGACCCGGGCUCCAACAGCGAGCGCAGCACUGACUCGCCCCCGCCCGGCUCCGAGGAUGAUCUGGUCGCCGGGGCGCCGCUGCACAGCCCCGAGUGGAGCGAGGAGCGCUUCCGCGUGGACAGGAAGAAACUUGAGGCCAUGUUACAAGCUGCUGCUGAAGGAAAAGGCAAAAGUGGAGAAGACUUUUUUCAGAAGAUCAUGGAGGAAACAAAUACACAGAUUGCUUGGCCAUCAAAACUGAAGAUUGGGGCCAAAUCCAAGAAAGAUCCCCAUAUUAAGGUUUCUGGAAAGAAAGAAGAUGUUAAGGAGGCCAAGGAAAUGAUCAUGUCUGUCUUAGACACAAAAAGCAAUCGGGUCACCUUGAAGAUGGAUGUUUCACAUACAGAACAUUCUCAUGUAAUCGGCAAAGGGGGCAACAAUAUUAAAAAAGUGAUGGAAGAAACAGGAUGCCACAUCCACUUUCCAGAUUCCAACAGGAAUAACCAAGCAGAGAAAAGCAACCAGGUGUCUAUAGCAGGACAACCAGCAGGAGUAGAAUCUGCUCGAGUUAGAAUUCGGGAGCUGCUUCCUUUGGUGCUGAUGUUUGAGCUACCGAUUGCUGGAAUUCUUCAACCAGUUCCUGAUCCCAAUUCCCCCUCUAUUCAGCACAUAUCACAAACGUACAACAUUUCAGUGUCAUUUAAGCAGCGUUCCCGAAUGUAUGGUGCUACGGUGAUAGUACGAGGAUCUCAGAAUAACACAAGUGCUGUGAAGGAAGGAGCCGCCAUGCUGUUGGAACACCUAGCCGGGAGCUUGGCAUCGGCCAUUCCCGUGAGCACACAGCUCGAUAUCGCUGCUCAGCAUCAUCUCUUUAUGAUGGGUCGGAAUGGGAGCAACAUCAAACAUAUCAUGCAGAGAACGGGUGCUCAGAUCCAUUUUCCUGAUCCCAGUAAUCCACAAAAGAAAUCCACCGUCUACCUCCAGGGCACCAUUGAGUCUGUCUGUCUUGCAAGGCAAUAUCUCAUGGGUUGUCUUCCUCUUGUGCUGAUGUUUGAUAUGAAGGAAGAAAUUGAAGUUGAUCCACAGUUCAUUGCUCAGUUGAUGGAACAGCUUGAUGUCUUCAUCAGUAUUAAACCAAAGCCAAAACAGCCAAGCAAGUCUGUGAUUGUGAAAAGUGUUGAGCGAAAUGCCUUAAAUAUGUAUGAAGCAAGGAAAUGUCUCCUCGGACUUGAAAGCAAUGGGGUUACCAUAGUAACCAGUCCGUCCCCAGCAUCGUGCCCGGCCGGCCUGGCAUGUCCCAGCCUGGAUAUCUUAGCUUCAGCAGGCCUCGGACUCACUGGACUAGGUCUUUUGGGGCCCACCACCUUAUCUCUAAACACUUCAACAACCCCGAACUCGCUCUUAAAUGCUCUUAAUAGUUCAGUCAGUCCUUUGCAAAGUCCAAGCUCUGGCACCCCCAGCCCCACACUGUGGGCACCCUCACUUGCUAAUACGUCAAGUGCUACAGGUUUUUCUGCUAUACCACACCUUAUGAUUCCAUCUACUGCCCAAGCCACAUUAACCAAUAUUUUGUUGUCUGGAGUGCCCACCUAUGGGCAUACAGCUCCAUCUCCUCCUCCUGGCCUGACUCCUGUUGAUGUCCAUAUCAACAGUAUGCAGACAGAAGGCAAAAAAAUCUCUGCUUCUCUAAAUGGACAUGCACAGUCUCCAAAUAUAAAAUAUGGUGCAAUAUCCACUCCAUCACUUGGAGAAAAAGUGCUGAGUGCAAAUCGUGGUGAUCCAUCCAGACAAACAACUGGAUCUGAGCAGGCAGCUUCCAAAUCAAACCCUGCAGAAGGUUGUAAUGAUGCUUUUGUUGAAGUAGGCAUGCCUCGGAGUCCUUCCCAUUCCGGGAAUGCUGGUGACUUGAAACAGAUGCUGGGUCCCUCCAAAGUUUCCUGCGGCAAGAGGCAGACAGUAGAACUAUUGCAGGGCACGAAAAACUCGCACUUACACACUGAUAGGUUGCUCUCAGAUUCUGAGCUGAGUGCUGCAGAAAGCCCCGUGGCUGACAAGAAGGCUCCUGGGAGUGAGCGAGCUGCCGAGAGGGCCGCGGCUGCCCAGCAAAACUCCGAGAGGGCCCGUCUUGCCCCACGGCCGUCAUACGUCAACAUGCAGGCAUUUGACUAUGAACAGAAGAAGCUACUAGCAACCAAAGCUAUGUUAAAGAAGCCAGUGGUGACGGAGGUCAGAACACCCACGAACACCUGGAGUGGUCUUGGGUUUUCUAAAUCCAUGCCCGCUGAAACAAUCAAGGAGCUGAGGAGGGCCAACCACGUGUCCUACAAGCCCACGAUGACAACCACUUUCGAGGGCUCAUCAAUGUCCCUCUCAAGAUCCAACAGUCGUGAGCACUUGGGAAGUGGAAGUGAAUCUGAUAACUGGAGAGAUCGAAAUGGAAUAGGACCCACAAGUCAUAGUGAAUUUGCAGCUUCUAUUGGCAGCCCCAAGCGUAAACAAAACAAAUCAACUGAACACUAUCUCAGCAGUAGCAAUUACAUGGACUGCAUCUCCUCGCUGACAGGAAGCAAUGGCUGUAACCUGAAUAGCGCUUUCAAGGGCUCUGACCUCCCCGAGCUCUUUAGUAAACUGGGCCUGGGCAAAUACACAGACGUCUUCCAGCAGCAAGAGAUUGAUCUUCAGACGUUCCUUACUCUCACAGAUCAGGAUCUGAAGGAACUGGGAAUUACGACUUUUGGUGCCAGGAGGAAAAUGCUGCUUGCAAUCUCAGAACUUAACAAAAACCGAAGAAAGCUUUUUGAACCACCAAAUGCCCAUACCUGUUUCCUGGAAGGCGGAGCAAGUGGGAGGCUACCCCGUCAGUAUCACUCAGACAUUGCUAGUGUCAGCGGCCGCUGGUAGCAGUACCCUCGAAGCGCAGGCCUGCUAGCAGGAGAUCUGUGAACAGCCGUCACUACACGCCAUCCUCAGCCCUCUGGGUGUCUGUUAUCAGGACCAAAGCAUUUUAUUCACACCUGAACUUUGUGCCAAAAAGGAAGAAAAGAGAGAUGAUGUUCAUAAGUCAUCAUACACAACCACAUGUGUAUUACUUUUAUUUUUAAUGGCAAUUGGACAGAUUUGCAAUAUGAGGAUAGGGCUUUAUUUCCUGUUUUUAUUUACCUAUAUAACAUAUGCACUGAUUUUUUUUUUUUUUUUUACUUAAUGAAGGAUGAGUUGACAUCUGGGAUGCCAGAAAAUAUGGAAAUUGCUUGUUUUGUUUUGGUAUUUGGGGAUUUUAAAAAAUAAUCAAAGUACAAUUUUCUGGUACUGCUUUAAAAUAAUUAUUGAGGUCUUUCAGCACUUUACAUUUUCGAAUUUCUUGUCCUGUGGAAGUUCUCUCUCAUUUUCAUGUCACCUGAUACUGGUACAAAUCAGAUUUAGUCACAUUUUUCUGACUGCGUUAAAUUUGUAUUUGAAAUGGUACUGGAUUAUUAAUUUUCAUGCAGCAUAUUCUGUGACUUUGGGAAAUGUAAGUGACUCUUCUUGGUUCUGGACCAGUUCUUUUUAUUGAUGUAAGUAUCCUAGAAACACAUGCAAAGAAAGACCAAAUGGACUUUGCAAUAUUAACCUUUUGCAGUCAUAUUUAGCUGCUGCCUGUAUUGCUAAAAUGAUCUUAAUUGUUGUCUGAAGGCAAAGGGCUAUGUUUAGCAUACUGCCACUAAAGGACACUUAUUUAUAUCAAACUUUUAUUUUUAGAUAUUAUAAACAUACAGUACAUAACUGAUUAAAUUGAUAUCUACUAGAGAUUUAUGGUAGAGAAUGGACAGCUUUCAAUAACUGGAUCCCUAGAUUGUCACUUUAUUUAAGAAAGACAAAUAAUCAUCUGACAAGACAGCACUGUUGCCAUUAGGAGGAGAAAACAGAUUACUGUCCUCAUCAUGUAUGCAUUAGCUGCGCUCUAUCUGGUCACAGGACUUUCCUAAAACUAUAGCUGUCUGAUUGAAGAAGACCUGGGUUUGAGAACAGAAAAGUUUAAUUAAGUCUCCAGGGUGAGAGUUUAUAAAGACAGCUGAGUUCUAAAGGAGGCGGGGAAAAUAAGACUUUUCUAAGUGGCUAGACUUAUUGUUACAAUCAUACUGUGAAAGUCCAAGAAAUCAGGCAAUAUUGUUUCCUAGGUCUUUUCAGACAUCUUAUUGUGGAUUUUGUGAAGAGUUUUCAAUCCAUGAAGAAAAUCACUAAGUGCCUCUCUUUCUUCAAAGCAAUAUUAUUUACAAGUGUAUUAAUUUUUUGGAAAAUGUUCCCAUAGGAAAUGUUGUGAAUUACCUGUACUGUAAUGACUUAUUUAUGUUCAAUAUUCAAGACUUUCUACAUGGACAUAAACCACUGUCACAUGAUCUCAGCAUAUGACAUUAGAUAAGCAUACCUAACAAUUGGGGGAACUUUUAUACAAACAUGGGAUCAGAAAUAUUUAUCUGACAUUUUUUCCAUGCCUGAGUCUAACCAUUGAAAGCAAGAACAAUAAUGGAAGAUAAAUUUUGCACACAGAAAACUUUUCACUUUAAAAGAUUGUAUUUGUUUCCAUGACAGUAUAAUUGAUGAUUUUAUGACAGGCCCAUUCCUAAACUAAACCGUAUCUGCUUAUGGAGGUAGAACUAAUGCAACCUUUGCAAAUACAACAAAAUAUCCUGCCCAUAUAUCAUACGGAGGUCCCCACAUUCAGCACAGGGUAAGAAUUCCAGAUGUUUCCCAGUCAACAACUCAGUGCUCUUAAUUUUAUCUUUCCUUAAUAAAACCUUCCAAUAUAAAAAUCAUUUGGAGCUCUCUUCCCUGCUCUGUACCUUCCAUUUGCAACAGGAGGAAGAUGGAAUCAAUUUACAGUAUUAAGUUGAUACAGGUUUUAUGAACAGGGCUUAGAUAUAUGCCAAAGGGAAAACUGUCCCAAUCAAACUAGAUUAAAUAGGGUGGCUAAAAAUAAAAACACUGGAAAUUACUUUUCUCACUUUCUCUUAUUCAAUGAAGGGAAUAUGACACUACAGUAUACCAUGUUGUCAGUGUUAUAUGAUGCACAAAAUAUUUGGAGAUAUGUUAGUUUUUAAUCUGUGCCUUAAUUGUGACUGGUUAUCUGUAAAUAUAGAACAGAUACAGAUUGUAUUUUGUGUGGGGUUUUGUCCUUUUAGUGAUUAAAAAAAUAAGAUGGAAUUAAACAUUGAAAAUGGGAAUUUUUUCUAAUCAAUUGUUAUAUGAAAAAUAAAUUUAUAUACCCCCUUUGCAUUGCC